CUGGGACGCUCCUCUACACAACUACCUCAGCGCCGCCCCUGGCCGCCGCACCACGCCCGCCCCCAGGUUUUUGCACUGCCAUAGGGCGCCCCCGUGAGGCCGCUUCACUCUCCCAACAUGUUCCAGCGCCUCGCCAGCCUCUUCUUCAGCAACCCCCCGCCCCCCGAAGACCCCGAUUGCUCCCAUGCCUUCGUCUCGGAGGAAGAUGAAGUGGACGGCUGGCUCAUCAUUGAUCUGCCGGACAGCUACGCGGCUCCACCCAGCCCUGGGGCCGCCCCUGCCCCCGCAGGCCGCCCUCCGCCCGCGCCCUCCUUGAUGGACGAGAGCUGGUUUGUUACCCCUCCCGCCUGUUUUACUGCAGAGGGCCCCGGACUCGGGCCCGCCCGCCUCCAGAGCAGCCCCCUGGAGGACCUCCUCAUCGAGCACCCCAGCAUGUCCGUUUACGUCACCGGCAGCACCAUAGUGCUGGAGCCUGGGCCCCCUUCCCCGCACCCGGACGCUGCUCUGCCGGACGGCGACCUUAGCGACGGAGAAUUGGUGCCCGCCCACGGCGAGCCCCGGGCCCUGCACCACGCCGCUGCUCCUCUGCCGGUGCGGGCCGUGCUGCUGGAGAAGGCGGGCCAGGUGCGGCGGCUGCAGAGGGCCCGGCAGCGGGCCGAGCGCCGCGCGCUGGGCGCCAAGGUGUUGCAACGGCAGAACCGCGCCCGCGAGAGCCGUCCCCGCCGGCCUAAGCAGCAGGGCAGCUUCAUCUACCAGCCAUGCCAGCGUCAGUUCAACUUCUGAGCCUCCGUCGGCCGCGCCACCGCCCCCUCGCCGACUCACGAUCCCCUGUCGGGCCCCUACGCCGCAACCAGUGUGCUGCUCGAAGGGUGGCCGUGGCCUGCCUCGGGCUGGACCCCACAACCUCCCUCCUUCUUAAAGUGUGUGAGGUGGAGUGAUAACCCUUCCUUCCCCAACUCCCUCGACUCCCCCCCCCCCCCUCCGAUCAUCUAAUCCCCCUCUGAACCCCUCCUGCCCCUUUUACCUUCCCUCCUCCUGGCCUCUAUGCCCAGCAUUUAAUCCUUCAUCCUCCUGCCAAACAUCCUUCCUUGUCUGGUCCCCAUCCCUGUCUCUCUACUUCACCCUUGUCCUCCAGUCCUCUUCCUCUGGCCCACCCCUAUUUCUGAGAGCCUCUUCCAGUCUCUCAUCUGGCUCGUUCCCCACCUUCAACUCCCACCUUACAUGACUCACUCUAUCCCAUUUUUGGCAUUACACUCACUCCUAUUCCCUUAUUCAGUCCCAGUAACUCCCUCCCAAAUGGAUAGGGGGAGGGGACCCUGAGCCCAGCUCUGACCAGGUACAACCUGUGCAGCCUGGGCCACUGUCCCUGCCCUCCAAUAAGGGCUCAGGCCCAGGGUUUUCCUUUUAGUCUCCUUUUCUCUGCCCUGGGGGCUGGGCUCCUUUCAGCUGCUUAGGCCUGGAAAGGUAAAAAAGUAUGUGGAAAGAGGACCGUGAGAUGUGAGUUAGAGGGAGAAGGUGGAGGGAAUCAAGAGAAAGAGGCAGCCUAUUGGAGAUGUAGACAGGACAGACAGAUUGAGAAGCAGUAGGGAGCAGGGCACCAUGGGAGCUGGCACUGUGCUUGCUCAGAGAGGCCAAGCCCUGCUCUCAGGCUAGAGCCUGGAGUCAGCCCCACUUCUCUAUCCUAUAAUCCCACAUCCCAAAUCUCUUUCUGAAAUCCACCCCUCUGCAGGCCCCUGAGUCUGAAGGGCUUAGUUAGUACCUUGCCACCCUAACCCUGACAUGCCACUCCAGGAGUAAAAGCUAGGCGAGGCUCUGCUGUCCUGGCCAUCUGUUCAUAUGCCCAAGGUGCUAGAACUAGCUUAGGAGAGAUGCAGGUCAGAGGGCUUCUAGGCAAGGAAAGGGCACACACUCCAGGUAAGAAUGCAGAGGAAUGAUGCUGAAGAGGACAAGCUGUGUGUGAAGCCAUCCCAAGACUGACAGCUCAGCCUUCAUCUUGCCUCUGGGAUUGAAUUUUGGGCUCAGACACCAGCAACAACCUCUUGGGAUGCACUGAGUUGCUUACCAUUUCCUUUCUAGCUGUCCUUUUCUAGUGUGUGCUCUUUCUUCCUUGAAACUUGUAAGAUUUCCUGCUACAUGCUAACAUAGGUCUUCCCACUUGCUCUAAUUCUGGUUUCAGACCUCACAGCCGAGCUGAGGCUUGGAGAAAAUUCUGCAUUCCCAUGAGGGCAAAGGCAGCUGCCCUCCCUGACCCUAUAGCCCCAGGCCUCAUGUGGGGUGUAUGGGAAAGGGAGUGAGGUAUCCCCAUGGAUGCUGGGAUGGAGACAGAGGAAGCCCUGUUGGCAUCUCCUAUCCCAGGGAAUAAUUCAAAUUGGCACUAAAAGCAGAUCAGAGUCUCCACACCAGUCCACUUAGGGCCUCAGUAGUUGACAAGCUUGCUCCUCUGUCUGUGUUCUUCAGUUACAACCUAGUCCCUUUUAUUCUUCCAGCUACCCCUUGGGCACUUCACAGCCAGCUUAGGGUCUUCAGCACUUUCAGUAGCUGAAACUCCCUCCAACCUUUCUUGCAUAUUCCUUGCUGCCAGCUGGAGCCUGAGCUCAGUCCUGAGCAGUGCCCAUGACCCUUCUGGUAGGGGAAGAGUUUGAGUUAAUAGGGUAUUUGGCACAAAUUUCAAAAGAUCCUGCCUCUACCUAUAUUUCUGGAGGCUCCCAUAGUUCUAGAACCCUCCAAUUUCUCACUUGGCGGGUAGCAAGUUUUUUUUUUUUUUUUUUGUACUUUCCUAUAGAUUCUGUAGCAUUUGGGUGUGGCGAUAUUUUAAUUGUGUACAGAUUUCUAAGAACCAACACUACUCAGUCUCCUGCUAGUCUGACUCCUGAAGCAUCAGACCUUAUCAUACUGUAUUGACUGUGUAUGUGCCUUUCACCUUGAGCAUGCUUCAGGACUUUUUUUUAAAGCACAGAACUUGAAAACAUAGAGAACCAGAAUUCACAAAGUCCUAUGCAAACUUAGACAGGAGGGGGUUAGAGAGUCUGUCUUGACUGAUGUUUUCAGAGACCCUGGAGAAGUUUGUACCAGUUUGUGAGUAUUAAUGUCGAUACUACCAGCACUUUGCCAAAAUUAAGUACGUCAGAGGGACCCUUGUUUCUAGAGUGAGUCCCAAUUACAUCAAAGGGUGACUUCCAGUUAUUCACCAAUAAGUCUGAGUGGUUCCCUCAAGCUGGGCAUCACUUUCCAGCCUUUGCCAGUCUAGCUCCAGCAGGGCACCAUGUGUGUAUGAAUGCAGUUUUGGUGCUGUUUUGGAGUAUGCUUGCUCCCCAGUCUGUCUGGAACCCUGUGGUCAACUUGCUCAGACCUGUAAUGUCAUAGGUGCAACAAAGACCCCCACCAGAGCUCUUGGAUGCCUAUGCAGAUCCACAUGGCUUUACAUGAGGGCACUGAAUGCAGAUGCACCAUAGCCCACUUCUAAUACCUUCUCUCUUGCCCUGCCACCUAGUUCCAAAAGGAACCAACAAGUUGAAUGAAACCCUAUUGGGUGUUUUCUGUUGAGACUGGCUGAAAUGAGGAGACUUUGGUUGAUCAUGUUAUGACAUGUCAACAGACUCAAGGACACGACCACCUUGACCUGGUCAUGUGGCAUGCCUGUGUAUGUGUGUAACAGGAUUCUGACUGUUAGAUUGUAAUGCUAUUCCUGUAUGGGAGAAAAAAAUUAAUAUAAAGAAAAACAAAUAAAAAUCUAUUUAAAGCACA
Galeopterus variegatus (Sunda flying lemur) is the source of this 3744-nucleotide messenger RNA. RefSeq names its product tumor protein p53 inducible nuclear protein 2 (gene TP53INP2). The coding region runs from base 118 to 783 and encodes 221 amino acids. Gene Ontology annotation, biological process: autophagosome assembly; positive regulation of DNA-templated transcription. The record is from RefSeq and is a predicted model, not a curated record. Gene Ontology annotation, cellular component: autophagosome; nucleus. The transcript has 5 exons. NCBI's taxonomy places the organism in Eukaryota, Metazoa, Chordata, Mammalia, Dermoptera, Cynocephalidae.